This is a messenger RNA of Ilex paraguariensis (yerba mate), 898 nucleotides long. The record is from the annotation of a GenBank genome assembly. Lineage: Eukaryota; Viridiplantae; Streptophyta; Magnoliopsida; Aquifoliales; Aquifoliaceae.
AUAUGGCCGUUAUCGUCCAUGGUGGAGUCCUUUAUCGAAAAAACAAAAGGGAUGGCAAACAGCAUGGUGGCGCUAUGCCCAGCAAUGUAUCCUUUCAGAUGUUCAUAAAAGAUUGAAGAAAACUUCUUGGACGUACCUUGGAGAACGGCUAAACCGUCGGCGGAGGUAUGUCAACUCGUACAAACUUAAAUUGCAACGCCUUCAGCAAGAGCAGGUAAUAGAUGAUGAUAUUGUUCGAGAGUUGGAGCAAAUGGAAAAAGAAUCCGAUAUAGAUGAUAUCUUAACCUAUAGGUCUGCUGCUGAACGUGAGUUGCAGGAAUUACUGGUGAAAUCUUCCUCCUGCUCUGGAACUAAUGAUACCAAUAUUGGUAUAGGGAAGUCACUAGAUAAUGAGCAACUGUCUAGCAAGCCCCGUGGUUGGUUAAACUGGUUGUCACGUGGAAUGCUUGGUGCUGGGGGAACAGAUGAUUCUAGCCAUUUUUCUGGUGCUGUAUCAGAUGAAGUAAUCAAGGACAUUUAUGAGGCAACCAAAUUUCACCCUGCGCCUUCACCUAACGUGGAUGCUGCUGGGAAUGAUGAAAUUUACUUGUCUUCAAUCAAGUUCAACAUUCAUCGAUUUUUUGCAACACUGCGGAGCAUGAAGUUUGGUCAAUCAAUUGCUGAGUUGAUUUUUGAGGGAAUUUUUGUUGAGUGUAAGAUAUGGGAGGAAUCUGCAGUCAUUAUGGGCUCAGUCAACUCUGCUGAGAUGCUUAAUCCACUGAACCAGCAAGUCAUUUUACGUGUGAGAGAGCCAAUUAUUGAGGAAAAAUUGAUAGGAAAAAAGCAACCUUCUCUGAAUAUUCGGGUUGAUGUUUCUCGGGUAGAUAGUGAGGUUGGCUUAUCAGUAAAGGUAUUUUAG